GUACAAUAACUUUGUCCCAUCUUAUAGUGCCGCGUAGGAAAGUUGCCUCCGUGACGCGCAAAGUAUGUGCGCUGACUGCCAAACUCCCUGCGGAGAAAAGGACCCAAUCUGCUCCAGGGGACCCAAUUUGAUCCCAAUUCUAAACACAAGCGAGAUGGAGCCACAAAUCCAGCAGCCAGACACGGGUCAUAGUGAAGGUGCGUGUCAGAGAGGAUGCGGACUUGUGUUGUCCAGUGAAGAUAUGGAACAUUGUUGCGUGGACGCUUUACGCACAAGGAACGAUGCGCUGAAGGAGAGGAACGCGACUUUGGAGCAUGAAGCCCGGAUGGCGAGACUCAGGUGGGACAGAAGGGAACAGUCCUUGUUGGCCCAGGUGUCAACUCUGCAGAACAAGGCGCAGCUCGCAACCCUGAAGUACCAACGGAGACUGCACCAGUACAUGCUGCACAUUAACAACAUAGCAGAGCAGGUCAUAGGGUACUACAAGAGUGACUUGAAGACAACAGCUGAGAUGCAAAGCCAGAUAUGUACAGAAGAAGGGUCACAGAUCAGAGCACCUAAGGUGAAUGGGAGGGAGUUGUCCAAGACCAGCCAUGAUGAGACUGUGGAGGCCUUUCACACUGCCAAGGACCCCGUUGUGGUGCAGGUCAUCAGGCGGACCCCCAGCGGCCGCCCCCAUGGCCCCCCUCAGGAAAUCCAUGUGGUGGAUGUGUGCACUCAGACCGACAUCACCUUUGAACACAUCAUGGCGCUGGCAAAGCUCAGGCCUUCAACCCCCCCUGUGCCUGACGUCUGUCCAUUUCUACUCUCUGACAGCUGUCAUUCUCUUCAUACAAUGGACCAGGAUUAUUAUGAUGGGACAGCCUACCUCUCCCCUGUUGCCGCUGAUGGAGAGAGGACAGAGGAGUUUGAGUAUGAGGAGGUGGAACUAUGUCGACUUAACAGCCAAGAGAAGUUGGGGCUAACUUUGUGCUACAGGACAGAUGAGGAGGAUGACGUGGCCAUCUAUGUCAGUGAGAUCAGUCCAAACAGCAUUGCUGCCAGAGACGGGCGCAUUCGAGAAGGGGAUCGCAUUUUACAGGUUAAUGGCCAAGAUGUGCAAGACAGAGAGGAAGCGAUGGCUGCACUCUCCAAUGAGGACUCUAGGAAUAUUGUGCUGCUGGUUGCCAGACCUGAAAUGCAGCUGGAGGAGGCCUGGCUGGAUGAUGAGCACAGUGAGUUUUUGGAGCAACUGAAGAUGGAAAUGUUGGAGGAGCAGCAGAGAGAGGAGAUGGAAUUGGCUGCCUUUCAGGAGGAGCAAGAGAAUGAACAGAGAGAAGAAGAUGACAAGCCCACCUGUUCCACUCUCCCUCAUCAUAAGAGCAAUGUACCGAGUACAAAAGACAGAAGGGAAAGCUCAGACCAUAAUGUUCUAGCACAUUUUCAGAGACGUCUGUCCCAGUGCCUGAGAGACAGUCGGGACACUUACCGUGCCAAUGGCUCCACACGGCUGGAGGACAAAGACGAUGACGAAGAUGAUGAGAUGGAGGGUGAUCGUUUCAAGCAGCUGUUGGAGCUUAAGUGUCAAAUUCGUAACAGCGGAGAGUAUGACCUGUUUUACAGUCGCCGUAGCACCAUAGAGUGCAGUGUGGGGGAGCAGGGGGGUGUACAGCAUGAGCUACGUAUGCUUAACGAAGAGCUGCGCAGCAUUGAGCUUGAAUGUCAAAACAUCAUGCAGGCCCAUAAGCUUCGUAAGGGCCAGCAGUCUCCCUCCACUGGACGCUCUGCCCCUUCCAAAAACCAAAGCCCCCACCGGAGUGACCCCACCAGGAGUAAGCUGACAGACAUUAAUGAGCGGCUUGAGAAAUCGGACAAGGACAGCUCCAGUGCCUACAACACAGCUGAAAGUUCACGGAGCACCCCUCUAGCAAUGGAUCGCUCCCCAGAACACUCUCUCCAGAGAAUGGUAAGCCUCACCAACCAGAGGAACCUCUGCAGCGGCCUUGCCAGUGGCCACUCUCCUAGCCCGAGCCCCAUCCCAGCAUGCCGAGCUCCUGUCCUGGGUAAAAGCAGUAGUCCUGACCACAGCAAUCCUUCCGAGUCAGACCAGACACCUCAGGCUGAGGAGGAGAGGGCAGGGAAAGUCAAACCACAAGGUUCGCAGAUUCCUUAUUUUUCCCCCUCUCACAGCUCCCAGCACAGGCCAACCAUCAUACCAGCCCAUGCCCGCCACUACCAGAGCUAUAUGCAGCUAAUCCAGCAGCGCUCAGCUGUAGAGUAUGCUCAGAGUCAGCUCAGUCUGCUCAGUGUCUGCAAAGAACCACAAAGGCCCAUUAAUGAGCCCAAGAUGGAGUGGAAGGUCAAGAUCCGCAGCGACGGCACGCGCUACAUCACCAAGAGGCCUGUAAGAGAUAAGAUUCUGAGGGAGCGAGCCCUCAAGAUUAAGGAAGAGCGCAGUGGAGGGAUGACCACCGAUGAUGAUGCAAUGAGUGAAAUGAAGAUGGGGAGGUAUUGGAGCAAAGAGGAGCGAAAGCAGCACCUGGUCAGAGCAAAGGAACAGCGGAAAAGACGAGAGUUCAUGCAGCGCAGUCGGUUGGAAAGUUUAAAGGAGAACCCUCAGAGCAGCAGUGAGGGUCGCAAGGAAGUCAGCAUUAUUGAGCUGAGCCACAAGAAGAUGAUGAAGAAACGCAACAAGAAGAUCCUAGACAAUUGGAUGACCAUCCAGGAACUGAUGACUCACGGUACUAAGGCCCCUGAGGGAGCCAAGGUACACAACGCCUUCCUAUCAGUCACUACUGUAUAAAACAAACACACACACAUUCUACCCCAUGUGGUAUAAAAUACUUGCCUCGUUCAAUGUGGCAUUUUUAUGAGGACAAUAGGAAUAUUUUUCACACUUUGUAAUCCAAAAAGCAUUUUGUAAAGGAUUUAUGAGUGGUGUUAUGGCAUUUUCUUCAUGUUUUCAAGUAUUGUUUUUCAUAUUACUUCGCUCACAAUUUUCUAUGGAAUUAUAAUAGUUAAAUCAAUUAUUUUUCUUACUUCAAUCUGUACAUGUUUAUGUUUUUAUUCGUUUUUAUAUUUGUGUUGCAACCAUAUAACUCAAGAAAAUUUUAUGAACAUCUGAAGGAAAAUGCAGUGAAAUCAGUUGUUCUCCAGCCUUAUUCUUUUUUAACACUCCAGUCCAAUGUCACAUUACUCCUCUUAACCCUGAAUGCUGAAACCUCAAGGUACGUUAUCAGGAGAGAGGCAAGAUGUACUGUGCAAUGGCUCAGGUGUAUGCACAUGACCUUAUUUUAUAAUGUAGUUCACAUACCAACAACCAGUAGCAACUGAGUGCAAGGACACUGAGCAUCAAAUGUAAAGCAAGUCCAGAACAGUGAACAUACAUGUAAAUUUUAUUUAAAUAUGUUUUAAGUAAAUUAGGAAGAAAAAUCCCGAAGGCCUACAGGUAAAGCUUAAAAACAUGGGUAAUACUAGAAGCACUUGGAGAGCGCAGACCUCUGCCAAGGCAGAUCAGUGGUCCCCCCACCCCCACC
Molecule: messenger RNA, 3515 nt
Organism: Sphaeramia orbicularis (orbiculate cardinalfish)
Lineage: Eukaryota; Metazoa; Chordata; Actinopteri; Kurtiformes; Apogonidae
Product: PDZ domain-containing RING finger protein 4
Exons: 9
Coding region: 65-2782 (905 amino acids)
Molecular function (GO): protein binding
Source: RefSeq, a predicted model, not a curated record